UGCACGACGAGGAGUUCCCCUCCCUCCUCUCAGCCUGCCUUCUGAAACGCCUUUACCAGCCACGCCUCACCUAGCCGCACUCACCGAGAGCCGGAGCAGCUUCAAUCAGGGCCAUGCAACCGAGCGGCCGCGAAAUGGCCGGCGGCGACGGCGGGGGUGGGCCGCAGGCCGACGACUUCUUCGACCAGAUGCUUUCCACGCUGCCUUCCGCGUGGGCCGACCUGGGCGCCGGCGGCAAGUCGCCCUGGGAGCUGGCCGCGGGCGCCGCCGCCGAGGACCCUGCCGCGCAGGCCUUCGGCGACGAGUCGGCGCUGCUCGCGUCCCGCCUCCGGCAGCACCAGAUCGGCGGGGACAAGUCCUCCCCGGUUAUGCUGCAGCUCAGCGACCUGCACCGCCACGGCCUGGCAGGCGGCGGCGAGGAGAGCGGGGGCGCUGGCGGUUUCUCCACCCCGCUGCCGCUGUUCACGGACCGGUCGGCGCCGGCGCGGGAGGAGAUGGAAGGCGGCUUCAAGUCGCCCAAUGCUACCGGAGGUGAUCACGCGCUGUUCAACGGGUUCGGGAUGCAUGGCCAUGGCACGGCCGCCGUGCAGCCACAGUUUGGGCAGGGAGGAUCAGUGUCGCCUCAGAGCCAUCUGGGAGGACCGGCGGGGAGCGGCGGCGCGACACCAGCUGGCGCAGCCUCAUCAGCCGGCGGCGGGGCAGCACCGCCGCGGCAGCAGCGGGUGCGGGCGAGGAGAGGCCAGGCCACGGAUCCCCAUAGCAUAGCUGAACGUCUUCGUAGGGAGAGGAUUGCGGAGCGGAUGAAAUCGCUGCAGGAGCUGGUCCCGAACGCCAACAAGACGGACAAGGCGUCGAUGCUGGACGAGAUCAUCGACUACGUCAAGUUCCUGCAGCUCCAAGUCAAGGUUCUGAGCAUGAGCCGGCUGGGAGGAGCCGCCGGCAUGGCGCCUCUGGUUGCAAGCAUGUCCUCGGAGGGCAAUGGCAAUGGGAGCAGCAGCAACAGCGGCGGUGCAAAAGGGAAUGCUGGCACCAAGGACACCGUCAACGGCGAGGGCCGCGGCGGCGGCGGUCUGCUGGUGACGGAGAAACAGGUGGCAAAAAUGAUGGAGGAGGACAUGGGCACGGCCAUGCAGUACCUGCAGGGCAAGGGCCUGUGCCUCAUGCCCAUCUCCCUCGCGUCCGCCAUCUCCUCCGCCACCUCGUCCGCGUCGCUCCUCUCGCGCCCGCCCGUCCGCCACGCCGCCACCGGCGGAGGCGGCCAGCUGCAUGACGGCAACGGCGCCGCAGCUACGUCGCCGGCGUCGGCUAACGGUGCUGGGGGUGACGAGCCACGGCCCGUCACGGACGGCGGCGGCGCCGGUGGCGGGAAGCAGUGAGUGAGCCUGGCC
Phragmites australis (common reed) is the source of this 1388-nucleotide messenger RNA. RefSeq names its product bHLH transcription factor RHL1-like. Gene Ontology annotation, biological process: regulation of transcription by RNA polymerase II. Gene Ontology annotation, cellular component: nucleus. Gene Ontology annotation, molecular function: DNA-binding transcription factor activity, RNA polymerase II-specific; RNA polymerase II cis-regulatory region sequence-specific DNA binding; protein dimerization activity. The coding region runs from base 114 to 1376 and encodes 420 amino acids. The transcript has 7 exons. NCBI's taxonomy places the organism in Eukaryota, Viridiplantae, Streptophyta, Magnoliopsida, Poales, Poaceae. The record is from RefSeq and is a predicted model, not a curated record.